AUGCCAACAAAUAUAGGCCCCGCUGGCCAAGUCGCAACAAACAAUCUCAUCCCUAUACGCUCUCGACCGUAUUCAACUAGAGCACAGCGAUCUCGAACGCCUGACAUACAACCCGUUGCGCCCACUCCAAAAGAAGAGUACAUUGCCCAGGCUGAGCUCCGGCCAGAAUCCUCACAAAUGCAACAACCGCUGCUUGUUGUCCUUGAUAUGAACGGGACAUUAAUAUACCGAAGACGUCGUACAUUCCCUCCACAAUUUACCAAGCGUCCCGGCCUAGAUACGUUUCUCCGGUAUCUAUUUGAUAACUUCAAGGUCAUGAUUUGGACUAGCUCACAACCGCAUACUGUCAAUGAGGUUCUGGAUAAACUUCUAUGCCCCGCAAUGAAAAAGCAAUUGGUCGGAGUAUGGUCACGCAAAGAUCUUGAUUUGACCUCCAAACAGUACAAGGAGAGAGUUCAAGUGUAUAAGCGUCUUGACAAAGUGUGGGGAGACGCGCAUAUCCAAUCCCAAUACCCCAACCAGGCUACACAGAAUGAAAAACCACGAAAGAAGAGUAACAAAGUGAAACUUCCGCGGAUACUUGGAGAGGAUACUCAGGUUUGGGAUCAAACGAAUACCGUCCUCAUAGACGACAGCAAAUUAAAAGCUGCCGCCCAACCACAUAAUAUCAUCGAGAUACCUGAAUUCACCAAUGACCGUAAAGUGGACGAAAUCAAGAAUUUAAACACUGUCAUACGCCAACUGGAUAUAUUAUCCCGCCAGAAAGACGUUAGUCGCAAGCUGAGGGAGUGGAAUCAGAAACGGCCAGAAGGGGAGUGUGACAGCAUUGAUGUGGAUGCAUUUUGGGAGAAAGAGCUGAUGCACUCCUCCCUUGACAUAAAUACACUCGAGUUCUCCACGUCCCAAGAAAAGGCGAUUAUCACUACUACUACGAAGGCAACCAAGAAUAUCAAGGCGCCCCAGUCCCUCACCAUCGAACAACUAAUUAGUGCAGCGAAAAAAUCGCAUACAGCAAUUAACCAACACAAGGACAAUCCUACGAAGGAAGCGACAAGCGAAGAGUCUAAGCGCAUCAACGAUGGAAAACCAAAACGAACCAAAGGUCAAAAGCGAGCUGCAACAAGGAGGCGGGCAAAGCUCAAGGGAGCCGCGUACAAGAAAGCUGACCCAGUUUGA
Trichophyton verrucosum HKI 0517 is the source of this 1176-nucleotide messenger RNA. RefSeq names its product NIF domain protein. The record is from RefSeq and is a predicted model, not a curated record. The coding region runs from base 1 to 1176 and encodes 391 amino acids. The transcript has a single exon. Lineage: Eukaryota; Fungi; Ascomycota; Eurotiomycetes; Onygenales; Arthrodermataceae. Gene Ontology annotation, molecular function: phosphoprotein phosphatase activity.